AUGUCCGAAUCCAAGCCGCAUUUCCUCAAGUUUACCGGCCACAAAAACUUGGCCCAGCGCCUCGUCCUCUCCACCCUCACCGGCCGUCCAGUACAUAUCUCCCAGAUCCGAACGACAUCGCCGACGAGUCCGGGUCUUGCCCCCCACGAAGUCUCCCUCCUCCGCCUCCUCGAGGCCGUCACCAAUGGCUCCUCCAUGCAGAUAUCAUAUACCGGUACUACCAUCACAUAUUCGCCCGGUCUCAUCACUGGAGUUGCUCCUGGUGUUGGUGCAGUAGGCGAUGCCGGCGACGUCAUAGAACACAGCCUCCCCGCCACAUGUACGCGAGGUGUCACAUACUUUCUGCUCGCCCUGUGCCAACUGGCCCCUUUCUCGAAAGCCCACAUGAAUGUGCGGUUCACGGGGCCCGGCGUCAUCACAUCAGCCACAGAAACCGGCGAUCUCUCCGUCGAUUCCUUCCGAACUGCCAUCCUGCCCUUAUACAACCUAUUUGGAAUCCCCGCCAUGCGGAUAGAACUGAGAGUGCUACAAAGGGCGUGUGCCGGCCCCAGAGGCCUCGGUGGUGCCGGUAUCGUUGAGCUCAGAUUCGCCAGUCAGGUGCGGCUACCCAAAACAUUACAUCUCAACCGGAACCCCGGCAGGAUACGGCGGAUACGGGGUGUGUCGUACGCCACCGGUGUUUCCGCGAGCAACAAUGCACGUAUGAUUCAUUCGGCCAGGGAGGUGUUGAACCCGUUUGUCGCCGACAUACACAUUGCAGCCCAAUACGAUCAAGCACCACUGGUCGCGACAGGAGACAAGGCUGGGCAAAAACGAAGAAUGGGUAUCGGUUUUGGCCUGAGUCUGGUAGCAGAAUCGAGUGCGACUGGUGUCCUGUAUUCGGCAGACAUCGUUGCGCCGGCGGAAGGAGGCGUCGUCUCUGAAGAUCUGGGCAAGCGGUGCGCAUAUCAACUGCUGGAAAGAAUAGAAACCGGAGGCUGCGUCGACCAAGCUGCUGCACACACAAUCCUGACUCUCAUGGCCAUGGGAUCCGAGGAUGUCGGAAGAGUAAGGUUAGGAAGGAAUAUCAUGGGAACGGAAGAGGUCAUAGGGCUUGCUCGUGAUCUAAAGACAUUCGGCGCGAGCAGCUGGGGGCUGAGAGAUGUGGAGGAUGACGACACAGGCGACAUCAUAGUCUCGGUGAAGGGGACUGGUGUUGGCAACGUCGGCAGGAAGGUAGCAUAA
This is a messenger RNA of Truncatella angustata, 1224 nucleotides long. RefSeq names its product RNA 3'-terminal phosphate cyclase/enolpyruvate transferase. Gene Ontology annotation, biological process: endonucleolytic cleavage of tricistronic rRNA transcript (SSU-rRNA, 5.8S rRNA, LSU-rRNA); ribosome biogenesis. The transcript has a single exon. Gene Ontology annotation, molecular function: RNA endonuclease activity. The coding region runs from base 1 to 1224 and encodes 407 amino acids. NCBI's taxonomy places the organism in Eukaryota, Fungi, Ascomycota, Sordariomycetes, Amphisphaeriales, Sporocadaceae. The record is from RefSeq and is a predicted model, not a curated record. Gene Ontology annotation, cellular component: nucleolus.